AUGAUCACAUGCUCCACCCCAGCGGCAGCCGUCGCGUUGCUUGCGCUGGCAUCUUCUGCCAAUGCACAGUUCCCUGCCGAGCCUGCAGGCAUCAAAGUCCUAGAGUCCCGCUUCGGUGACGGCGUGACCAUCUCGUACAAGGAGAAUGACCUCUGCGAGACCACACCCGGUGUCAGGUCGUACUCGGGCCAUGUGCAUCUUCCACCCGGCACUGCAGAGCUAGGACAAGGCCAGGACUACCCCAUCAACACGGCAAGGCGGCCCUACUCUCAACCCCUCGUCGACGACCCCACUGACGACAGCGUGCAGUUCUUCUGGUUCUUCGAAGCUCGCAACGAUCCGUCCAAUGCACCGACUGUCAUCUGGCUGAACGGAGGACCGGGCUCCUCUUCCAUGUACGGCAUCCUCGAAGAGAACGGUCCCUGCUACGCAAACCCAGAUUCAAACUCCACCCGUCUCUCCGAGUGGAGCUGGAACAAUCAAGCCAACAUGCUAUAUCUUGAUCAGCCUGUUCAAGUCGGUUUUUCAUACGACACCCUCCAGAACGUGACGAGAGACCUACUCACGGGCGAGGUUAGCCUGCUGAAUGCCACCGACCCGGUGCCAGAGCAGAACACCACCUUCCUGACCGGAACCUUUCCCAGCCGCGAACCCAACAACACGGCUUUCGGCAGCGUGAACGGGGCCGUGGCUGCAUGGCACUUCGCCCAAGCCUGGUUUCAAGAGUUUCCGCACUUACUCCCAAACGACACGCGUCUGAGCCUUGCCGCUCAAUCCUAUGGAGGCCGCUACGGACCUGCCAUGUUUACUUUCUGGGAGGAGCAAAACCAGCGAAUCGAGAAUGGCAGCUGGGACGGUGGAGAGGGCGAACAGUUCAUCCUGCACCUCGACACGCUGCUCAUGAUCUCAGGGUGUGUCGAUCGCUAUGUUCAGUACCCAUACUACCCGCAGCAAGCGUUUCGCGGCAACGGAUACGGUAUCGAAGCCGUCAAUGAGACUGUAUACAACGCCAUGGUCGAGUCCGUGCCAGAGUGUCUCCAGCGUAUCCAAACGUGUCGUGAUGCAGCAGCCGAGUCGGAUCCGGAAAACCUAGGCAUAGACGCGACGGUCAACGAGCUCUGCGAAGAGGCCGAGGGUUUCUGUCGUUCCCACAUUGUCAGCCCUUAUACGCAGUAUUCUGGUCUGGACUACUACGACAUCACGACGCAGUCACCUCCCCCGUUCCCACCGCCUUUCCACGAGGGCUUUCUCAACCGGGAGUGGGUGCAAGCCGAGUUGGGCGUGCCGCUCAAUUGGACGGGCAGCUCUCCACAGGCCUCGGCAGCGUACCGAGACAUGGGAGACUAUCCUCGAGACUCGUGGCUAGACGACCUGGCAUUCCUCCUGGACAAUGGCAUCAAGGUCUCGCUCGUGCACGGUGAUCUGGACUUUGCGUGUCCGGUAAGAUGCCACCGCAAGUCUAUCUGCAUCGCUAACUGUGGCAGUGGGCCAGCGGUGACGCUGUUGCGAAGGCGAUCAACUGGACCGGCUCCGCUGGGUAUGCGGCCGCUCAGUACGCCGAGAUUCAGACCAACGACUCGUAUGUCGGCGGUCUGGUGCGCCAACACGGGAACCUGA
Messenger RNA from Ascochyta rabiei, 1617 nucleotides. RefSeq lists its product as uncharacterized. The record is from RefSeq and is a predicted model, not a curated record. Gene Ontology annotation, cellular component: fungal-type vacuole. Gene Ontology annotation, molecular function: serine-type carboxypeptidase activity. The coding region runs from base 1 to 1617 and encodes 538 amino acids. Lineage: Eukaryota; Fungi; Ascomycota; Dothideomycetes; Pleosporales; Didymellaceae. The transcript is spliced from 4 exons. Gene Ontology annotation, biological process: proteolysis.